UUCUCUUUUGUUUUUCUCUCUCACACCAUUUGCAAAUACCAAAUACAAAAUAGAGAACACAAACUUUCUACUUCUCAAUCUCAAUCUCAAUCUACCGUUUCGUUUCACAUGGCGAAGAAGAGAAAGUCCGUGGCCACGCGCCUCGACGAAGUGGACCGUACCAUGUACUCCACCUUCUGCAGCACCGCUAACUCCCUCUCUCACCUCUACACCCACGCCAUGAAUCAACAAAAACUCUCCUUCCAAGCCGGUGAACGUCACGCUCUGGAGAAAUUGUAUCAAUGGAUUCUUAGACAACAGCAAGAAGGAUCAAGGGUGACGACGAUUGAUAUAGUUUCCCAUUUGCAGAAUGAACUUGAAUAUGGAGGAGAGGAGUCACCAAUGUCCCCAAGGCAGAACACCCAGACUGCAAUGCACCCUAACUUUGGUGCGUCCAUACCCUCUAAUGCAUUUGGCACAACCAUUGUAGGGCAGGGAAUACGUACUGGGCAACCUGAUCAACAAGCAAAGAACUCUGUGUUCUCAAAUGCACUUUCUAGCCCCAUUCGUCGCAGCCUUCAGCCUUAUCAUUUGGCACAGGGAAGCUUUCCUUCAAGUAAUCUCAUGUCUUCUGGGAAUGGAACCCGGAACAGUGAGACGUCUUAUACCAGUGGACAGAACAGGGACACAAAUUCUUCUAACUCAAGUGAUUGCAUGGAAUACUGAUGCUGUCAUAGUUAGAAUAGGGAACAGAUUAGGGGGGGGAGGUUCAUUUCUGCAAUUUGUGGUCAUAAAUGUGUGGUGAAAAUUGUCAAAAUUUAUUGUGGAUAGACUUCAAUUUAUUUGUGUAGCAUUAUCAUCCAGUUUGAACCUUGAACAUCAUCUUACAUAUUAGCUGAUAGUUCUGAAAAAGUGUUGGCCAUUUCCCAAGCAUAUAUAUGUAGUCAUUCUAGAGUGUGAUAUUUGCAUGGGAUUUUGCGAAGUUAACAACUAAAACAAAUAUUCUGAUUAGUAACGCGAUGCUUGUAUGC
Messenger RNA from Abrus precatorius (Indian licorice), 1010 nucleotides. RefSeq lists its product as uncharacterized. The coding region runs from base 109 to 705 and encodes 198 amino acids. The transcript is spliced from 3 exons. NCBI's taxonomy places the organism in Eukaryota, Viridiplantae, Streptophyta, Magnoliopsida, Fabales, Fabaceae. The record is from RefSeq and is a predicted model, not a curated record.